UGGAAGGAACACUCUAUUGGCGUUCAGUGGUGUGAGCAGCGCUGUCUAAUCAAGAUGGUGGACAUGGAAAGCCCUAUUUGUCCCCUGUCCCCACUCGAGGCUGACAACCUGGAGAGCCCACUCUCUGAAGAAUUCCUACAGGAAAUGGGAAAUAUUCCAGAGAUCUCCCAGUCCAUUGGUGAAGACAGCUCCGGAAGCUUUAGUUUCACAGAUUAUCAGUAUUUAGGAAGCGGUCCAGGGUCAGAUGGAUCUGUUAUCACAGAUACCCUCUCCCCAGCUUCAAGCCCUUCGUCAGUUAACUGUCCUGUGGUUCCUGGCAGCACUGAUGAACCAUCCAGCAAAGCACUGAACAUUGAGUGUAGGAUCUGUGGGGACAAGGCUUCCGGCUACCACUACGGGGUGCAUGCUUGUGAAGGCUGCAAGGGUUUUUUUCGUCGAACCAUUCGGCUAAAGCUGGUUUAUGACAAAUGUGAUCGCAGCUGCAAGAUUCAGAAAAAGAAUCGAAAUAAGUGCCAAUAUUGUCGCUUCCACAAGUGCCUCUCGGUGGGGAUGUCACAUAACGCAAUUCGUUUUGGACGAAUGCCAAGGUCCGAAAAAGCAAAAUUGAAAGCAGAAAUUCUUACAUGUGACCAUGAUAUAGAAGAUUCUGAAACUGCAGAUCUCAAAUCUCUUGCCAAGAGAAUUUACGAGGCCUACUUGAAGAACUUUAACAUGAACAAGGUCAAGGCCAGAGUCAUCCUUGCAGGGAAAGCCAGCAACAAUCCACCUUUUGUCAUACACGAUAUGGAGACACUGUGCAUGGCCGAGAAGACACUGGUGGCCAAGAUGGUGGCCAAUGGCAUCCAGAACAAGGAGGCAGAGGUCCGCAUCUUCCACUGCUGCCAGUGCACGUCAGUGGAGACCGUCACGGAGCUCACGGAGUUCGCCAAGUCCAUCCCGGGCUUCGCCAACUUAGACUUGAAUGACCAAGUGACUUUGCUAAAAUACGGUGUCCACGAGGCCAUUUUUGCAAUGCUGUCUUCCGUGAUGAACAAAGAUGGGAUGCUGGUUGCAUAUGGGAAUGGUUUUAUAACUCGGGAAUUCCUAAAGGGCCUAAGAAAACCAUUCUGUGACAUCAUGGAGCCCAAGUUUGAUUUUGCAAUGAAGUUCAACGCACUGGAGCUGGAUGACAGCGAUAUUUCCCUCUUUGUGGCUGCUAUCAUUUGCUGUGGGGAUCGCCCCGGCCUUUUAAACAUAGAGCACAUUGAGAAAAUGCAGGAGGGUAUUGUGCACGUGCUCAAACUCCACUUGCAAAGCAACCACCCAGAUGACAGCUUCCUAUUCCCAAAACUGCUCCAAAAGAUGGCAGACCUGCGGCAGCUCGUCACGGAGCACGCGCAGCUCAUGCAGAUCAUCAAAAAGACGGAAUCCGACGCGGCGCUGCACCCGCUGCUGCAAGAAAUCUACAAGGACAUGUACUGAGUGCUUGUGAAUACAUAAGGAAAACAAACUCUUCAAGGAUAUUUAAUGUGACAGCACUACAAAUGGGAAAUCGGAGCCACACGACUUUGCACAAAGGCCCGCCACUUUCUCCUUAGGGCGUAUACCCUAGCUAAUUGGAAUACUGUCUCACAUUUCUUUCUUGUUUGAACCGGUCCCCCUAAGAGCGUGCAAAGCAUUCAGAUGCUGGUGAUCACUGGCUAACAGUCAGGACUCGGAAAAUUAAGAAGAAUGGCGGUCAGCAGUCUGAUUUCCAGGCACCUGACGUUCAUCAAUGCAGGCUUCUUUCUCCCCGUUAGUAAUUGACUGUUUAAUUCUUGGGUAACCUCGAAAUAUGUGGUCUGCCUUCCCUCUUGACUGUUGGGCUCCUUUGUAAUUUUGGAUACUAAUCAGCACUUUUUAACUACUUUUAUAAUCUUAUCAAUCUAGAUAUGUCCAAAGGCUAGGUAUUUAAAAAGCAGCAAAAAUAUUUAUUUGGAAGACUUGUAAUUCUGUUUCCUGACUUGCUGUUUUUUAAUCAUAGGAUUUAGAAUUUUAAAGAUUUGAUAAGCUAUCAAAACGCAGCGGCGGUUGUGUUUUCCGUUCACUGUGUUCCUGGUGGAGGAGCCCUGGUGGUGCAGUGGUUAAGCGCUCAGCUGCUAACUGA
Trichechus manatus latirostris (Florida manatee) is the source of this 2125-nucleotide messenger RNA. RefSeq names its product peroxisome proliferator activated receptor alpha (gene PPARA). The transcript has 7 exons. Gene Ontology annotation, cellular component: nucleus. Bases 55 to 1461 code for a protein of 468 amino acids. The record is from RefSeq and is a predicted model, not a curated record. Gene Ontology annotation, molecular function: RNA polymerase II cis-regulatory region sequence-specific DNA binding; zinc ion binding; DNA-binding transcription repressor activity, RNA polymerase II-specific. Lineage: Eukaryota; Metazoa; Chordata; Mammalia; Sirenia; Trichechidae. Gene Ontology annotation, biological process: hormone-mediated signaling pathway; fatty acid metabolic process; negative regulation of inflammatory response.